This is a messenger RNA of Varroa destructor (honeybee mite), 3898 nucleotides long. Its product is annotated as ER degradation-enhancing alpha-mannosidase-like protein 2. Gene Ontology annotation, cellular component: endoplasmic reticulum; membrane. The record is from RefSeq and is a predicted model, not a curated record. Gene Ontology annotation, molecular function: calcium ion binding; mannosyl-oligosaccharide 1,2-alpha-mannosidase activity. Lineage: Eukaryota; Metazoa; Arthropoda; Arachnida; Mesostigmata; Varroidae. Gene Ontology annotation, biological process: carbohydrate metabolic process; endoplasmic reticulum mannose trimming; mannose trimming involved in glycoprotein ERAD pathway.
UUGUCAUUGUGAGUGUACUUCUAGAACACGUAUGUAAAACGCCAGCGCUGAUACUCUAUCGCCGUGGCCGGUUGGCGACAUAGCUACGUGUUGAAUGGCAGACACCAUCAAUAAUAUGGACUGUCACUAUGUGGAGAUUUUCGCUUGAUACCGCUUUUGCUAAACCGAGUCAUUGGUUUGCAGCAAGUGGCCGGGAACCUGAUAUUAUUCUUGCAAAAAGGCUUUUGAGAAUCCAUGGAUUUGUAUUACCGGUGAUCUUUGUGAGCAUUUUGCUAUCUGAUGAAGUCUGCGCCGUUAGCCGGAAACAGCUGGAUGACUACAGAGAACGUGUCCGAACGACGUUUACGCACGCGUAUGACUCGUAUAUGAGACACGCGUUUCCUCUCGAUGAAUUACGACCGCUCUCGUGCGAUGGAUUCAAUACGUGGGGCAGCAACUCUCUUACACUGAUCGAUGCCUUGGAUACGUUGGUGGUUAUGGGUAACUACUCCGAGUUUCGGCGAGCAGCUAAACUUGUUUUAGAGAAUACAGAUUUUGACAAGGACCUCAAUGUGUCCGUCUUUGAGACGAACAUUCGAGUGGUUGGUGGCUUGAUCUCUGCGCACCUUCUCUCAAAGAAAGCCGGUAUGGACCUAGAACAAGGCUGGCCCUGUGAAGGUCCAUUCCUCCGUUUAGCUGUUGAUGUUGCCAAACGGCUAUUGCCUGCAUUUGACACGGCAACGGGAAUGCCAUACGGCACGGUCAACCUUCGUGAAGGCGUUCCCGUGGGGGAAACGACGGUGACAUGUACUGCGGGGGUUGGGACCUUCAUCGUAGAGUUUGCUAGUUUAACGCGCCUUACUGGUGAUCCUCGGUACGAGGAAGUGGCUGUCCGAGCCCUGCGAGCUUUAUGGGCUACACGUUCAAAAGUUGAUCUUGUAGGAAACCAUCUUGAUAUAGAAAACGGAAAGUGGACAGCGACCGAUGCAUCGAUCGGUGCUGGCGUCGAUUCAUACUUUGAGUAUUUGGCUAAAGGGGCUUUCAUUCUACGUGAGUCGUGGCUUCUACAUCAUCUUGAAGUCUAUCGCGCUGCCAUAAAUAAAUACAUGCGGCGAGACGAUUGGUUUUUGUCCGUUCGUAUGCAAACCGGCGAACCCACGAUGCCAUAUUUCCAAAGUUUGGAGAGCUUCUGGCCAGGAACUCUGAGUCUGCUUGGCUACAUCGAGGAUGCGCGUCGCUCAUUAUACAAUUAUCAUCAAGUGUGGAAGCAACUGGGUUUCAUUCCCGAGUUUUACGAUAUUUCGCGCACGCAGCCGCAAGACAAACGGGAGAGUUAUCCACUUCGGCCAGAAUUUAUCGAGAGCGUGAUGUACCUAUACCAAUCGACAAAGGACCCUCAUUUUCUGCAAAUAGGUGUCGAUGUUCUUACCUCAAUUGAGUAUUCCGCCAGGACAGAGUGCGGUUACGCGACGGUGAAGAAUGUGGCUACUCAUUUACUAGAAAAUCGUAUGGAGUCUUUUUUCUUGGCCGAGACGACGAAGUACCUGUAUCUUUUAUUUGAUGUGGACAACUUUGUGCAUAAUCCUUUUGCUAACUACGAUUCACGUAACGUGACUACGCGCGACGGCCUGACAAGGGAAUGUAUCUUCGAUGCCGGCGGCUACAUAUUCAACACAGAAGCUCAUUUAGUCGACCUGGCACUGCUGGACUGCUGUCGGCCGGACUACCUUGCCUACGAUAUUCAGGCUCGAUCAGCAAAGGCUUUUUUGGCGGCUAGUCGAACAACAACAAAGGACGCUCCAGGAUCUGCCAACACGUUAAAAGAACGCCAGAGGAUGCUCGACACUUUCACUGAAAUACCGACUUCCGUAAACGACUCAACAGCCAACGAGUUGGCAUUGCAGUGCUUUAGAGGGCCUCUGCACGGAGCACAUCACUCAAAUAUUCAUAACCAAAAUUCUAGCUACUACGCAAAAUUUGCUCAUCGAUCAGGCGAGGCACCAGCCAAAAAUUAUGACGCUCUAGAAAAUCGAGAUGACUUCCAGGAGUGGUUCUCCUGUACGGCAUUGCCGACCUUGAGUCAGUUUGCCUUACGCGGACACAUCGUCGAUUCCGUUGGCUGACGCGUCUCAAUACAUCACGUCGAAGCUUUUAUAAAUGUCUAUGGAAAGAGUUUGUCGAUUUGGGAGAUAUUAUAAGAAGUUGACUAGCACCCGUAGAUAUUCCGGCGCCACGAAGAACUCGAACAAGUGUAGCAGAAUAUUUACUCUUCUGAGACAGUUUAGAUCACUGAAAGAUGAGCGAAAAGAAGAGGGGGCCGGGGGAGCAGGGGAAAAAAACUAACAGAGGGAACGAUUUAGGCGAAUAUAAAAAUGUAGUGCGAAGAUAGUGAUGUCAAUAGUCAGAGUAGUUGUGUGUGUACAGUCGUGAAUUGCAUUUGAGAAUGAAAAAAUAUUUUUGCUGUUUUUUUAUAAAAGCUGGGCUUAUGAAUGGCACAAACCAUGUGAGAAAAAGGUUAUACGUUAGAUGAUGAGUUAUUUAUUAUACGAACGUAACGUGUAAUCAAGGUAAUAUAUAUAGAAAUUAAAAUAGUAGGUCGUAAGUGAAACUUUUUUUCAUAGGAAUAGCCGUUAGACCUGGUUUCCACAUUAGCAGUGUAAAACUCAGCUUUGAGAGACGUUGUUAGUAUAAUCAUUUUGGCAUUACUUGCAGUUUACGUUAUUUUCGGGGGUGAAACGGGGUGAAAAAUCUGUCUGAAACAGCGCGUAAUGACCCAUCCAUAAAUUAUUUUCAACCUUAAGAAAAAAUCUACUAAAUUUAUCGUUCGAGAAGUGCUAUCAGUCUUUAUUCAGCCAUAUUUUGUCAUUUAUAGCGUGUCGACAUAGCAGAGAAGCGGCUUACUGUAUUCGGAAGUAAAACCCAGAGAGAACUGGUUCGUGUGCACGAUAGUUGAAAAAAUCAUCGGACUGCCAGAGCGCCGCAGGAGGUUGAGGUUUAACAUACAUCAUAAAGAAAUCUUGCCUUGUAACCUGGCGAACUUGACUAUUAGGGGUCUAUUCACCUGCUGUGGCUAUAUGGCUCUACUGUAUAGAGCAACAUUUUCUAUAAUUCAGCAGAUCACUGGAUAAAGUCGAAGUAGUAGCAACUGCCAGCAUAAGAUCGAACGAGACCAAACUUAGCUUCUGAAAAGAGGUAAGCUAGACACAAUGUGGCUGACUGAACGAUACGAAAUGCGUUACUUGACUCGGUUUUAAGUAAUGGAUAAUUCUAACUGUUUCUGAAAAACAACCGAAACAAACCAGUGAAACACUGUGACAUAUCGGCAGUUAGUUCACUGUUUCGCGGCCAUAUUAUACGAAUAAAAUUUCAAACUUGUGGUGUUGCCGUGGUGAAUGAUACAUAAACGUAAGUAAUACGUACGUAACGUAAAAAUUAUCAUUCAGGAGGAUCUAUCGCAUCGAAAUGGCGAGUAACUAUCUCCACAGAAGCACAAAGGCAUUUGCAAACAAACAAAACAAAAAAGUACAAGUUCUACUUUCGAUAUUUGAGCAAUGUAUUGACCGGCGACUAAAAAUAACACAAAGGAAAAACGAAAUUAUAGAUUGUGAUAAAUAUAUAUAAAAGAAACUAUAAAAUCACAAUGAAGCGGACAUAUCAAUCCUCAAUCAAUAUCUACCGGCCGUUCAGAACAUUAUUGAGAUGCUUAGUAUCUUUCGCUUAAGAAACAAGCAUGAAAAUCAGAGAGAGAAUUAAAGGUGAGCACCGCAUAUAAUAUUGGCAUAAGGUUUUUAGAAAUAGAUGUUACUUAAAUUUAACAAAGUUGAAUGACGUUACCGACCACAGUUUGGGCAUCCUUUCCGCUACGGAUGCGUCUGAGUGAGAUAAAUGGAUUUAUAUUAUUAAGUGAAUAAAGGACGUA